Hyla sarda is the source of this 2965-nucleotide messenger RNA. RefSeq names its product adrenoceptor alpha 1B (gene ADRA1B). Gene Ontology annotation, cellular component: membrane. The record is from RefSeq and is a predicted model, not a curated record. Lineage: Eukaryota; Metazoa; Chordata; Amphibia; Anura; Hylidae. Gene Ontology annotation, biological process: cell-cell signaling; phospholipase C-activating G protein-coupled receptor signaling pathway; positive regulation of cytosolic calcium ion concentration. The transcript has 2 exons. Bases 293 to 1717 code for a protein of 474 amino acids. Gene Ontology annotation, molecular function: alpha1-adrenergic receptor activity.
CGCAGCUGCUAUAAGCGAUGUUCCUGAAGAUCCCUGAGACGUGCAGUUAGUUAGCGGAGCAGCAUGUCAUCCCACUUCCAGCUCAGCCUCCCCGACCCCCUACAACAAGGCUCUCCACCACAGGCUCCCAGAGGUCACUCUACUCCAAGUGCAACCCAGCACAGGACAUAGAAGAUUCCUCAGAAGGAGAAGUUGGGCAUGUCUUUCUAUCUGGUCACUUCACCAUGCAUAUAACUACUUCUGCAUCACUUUAAGGUGGCACUGCCUGCUUCCAAAUACUCAUCACCCAGCCAUGGAGGACCUAUUGGAGAUGUCUGGUGAGAACUCAUCACUUUUUGAGACUUUACCUUGGAGCAAUGGAAGUUUCGUACCUAAUAAUCACACUCUUAAAAAUGGGACCGCACCUAUAGACUUCACCAGGGCUAUGAUCCUUGGAUUCACUCUUGGAGCCUUCAUCUCCGUGGCAAUCGUGGGCAACAUCAUGGUCAUCAUCUCUGUGGUCACCAACAGGCAGCUGCGGAUCCCAACCAACUACUUGAUAGUCAAUCUGGCCAUUGCUGACUUGUUCCUGAGCACCACGGUGCUCCCCUUCUCUGCUACCCUUGAGAUCGCCGACCAGUGGGUCUUCGGAAGGAUAUUUUGUGACAUCUGGGCAGCCAUGGAUGUUCUAUGCUGUACGGCUUCCAUUUUCAGUCUUUGCGCCAUUUCUAUAGACAGGUACAUUGGGGUGCGUUACACUCUUCAGUAUCCCACUAUAGUGACCAGGAGAAGGGUCCUUCUCGUGCUGUUGGGUGUCUGGAUGUUGUCCAUCGUCAUCUCCAUUGGACCAUUGCUGGGCUGGAAGCAGCAGACGGUUACAGAUGAAGCUGUGUGUGAUAUCACCACUGAACCUUUCUAUGCCAUAUUUUCCUCUUUGACUUCCUUCUAUAUCCCCUUGAUUGUCAUCCUGUUGAUGUAUUGCAGAGUUUACGUGGUGGCCAAGAGGAUCACUAAGAACUUGGAAGCAGGUGUCAUGAAAGAAAACAUGGACUCCAAGGAGCUGACCCUGAGAAUUCAUUGUAGGAACAUGAAUGAUGGAUCUCCGAACAGCAAAAGCAAGAACCAACAGCCUCGCAGCUCCUUAUCUCUCAAACUACUCAAGUUCUCCAGGGAGAAGAAGGCAGCCAAGACUUUGGGGAUUGUGGUGGGCUUGUUCAUCUUAUGCUGGCUACCGUUCUUCACGGCUUUGCCUUUAGCAUCAAUCUUCAAAGAGCUGGAGCCACCAGAAACAGUGCAAAAAGUGAUCUUCUGGCUCGGAUAUUUCAACAGCUGCUUAAAUCCUAUCAUUUACCCCUGUUCUAGUAAGGAGUUUAAGAGAGCCUUCAUACGUAUCCUAAAAUGUCAAUGGGGAACAAGAAGACAGUCGGGUAUACGAAGAACACAGCUUCGCGCUCGGAGCAGCAGCACCUACACCCAUUCGAGGAAAGAAUCCAUGGAUGAAAGAAGCUUUAUGAAUGGAAGCCAAAGGACAGUGUCUGUUCCUCCCAGCCCAAACUGUAUGAGCAGAGGACCUCGAAAGGAGAGCAGCAGCCAUGACUGGAAACCAUCCUACAUUCCAGUGGAUUCAGAUCAAAGACACAUAGGAGAACACAAGGAACAGGGCAGAACGAAUAAUAUCUUCAACUACCCAAGUCCAACCAACUAUAGUGUGUAUGGCACAAGCUCCAAAGCUACCUGAGAGCUAGAAGGACUAUAGACCAAAAAAAGAAGUGUUAAGCAAUGUAUCUAUGGACUGAUCGGUACAAUAAUCCAAGGUUUGGUGGAUACCAGCCUUACGACAGGAUACAAAAUGGAAAGUAAUACAAUGGAAAUUGGUGUAAAACAGCAGGGCAGGGGUGCAAGAAGAGAGUUAUGCCCAAAAAAUGACAGCAAAUAAGUUUUUCUAUGUGCGGUAUACCUUACGGACAGUAGUGGGCUCAGCGUGGCCCUACUAUUGCGUUCCUUCUGGUGGACUCUGCGUAUGGCAGGUAUACAAGAGCAGCUGCUUUGUCCCUGGUCUAUGUACAUUAUAAUAAUCUUCUAUAUGAUUGACAAAACGUGUGUUAAAAUUUUUAAGGGGGGUUCAUUUACAUUCAGGCAACAUCACAAUAAGGUACUAAAAUAUUGCUGCUUGGCUAUGCUUCAUUUCUCAUAAGGCUAAUGUACAUAAGAGGGUCGCCAUUUUUGUCCCCAUGAAGUAACUGUGGGCUACUUUAACCCCCUAAGGACGGAGAGUUUUUCUGUUUUUGCACUUUCGUUUUUUCUUCCUUACCUUUUAAAAAUCAUAACCCUUUCAAUUUUGCCCUAAAAAUCCAUACGAUGGCUUAUUUUUUGCACCAAUUCUACUUUGUAAUGACAUCAGUCAUUUUACCCAAAAAUCUACAGCGAAACGGAAAAAAAAAAGACAAAAUGGAAGAAAAAAUGCCAUUUUGUAACUUUUGGGGGCAUCCGUUUCUACGCAGUACAUUUUUCGGUAAAAAUGACACCUUAUCUUUAUUCUGUAGGCCCAUACUGUUAAAAUGAUACCCAACUUAUAUAGGUUUGAUUUGGUCGUACUUCUGGAAAAAAAUCAGUGUUAUCGGCGGUUGAUUGCUCAAGGCUGGAUUUUAGGCUUGGAGCAAUCAAUCGACGAUCGAACACGCAGGAGACAGGUGAGGGGACCUCCUGCUGCGUCCUUGUUGAUCGGGACAUCGCGAUUUUAUCGCGAUGGUCCCGAUCAGCCCGAAUGAGCAGCCGGGAUGCUUUUACGUUCACUUUUAGACACAGCGAUCAACUUUGAUCGCCGCGUCUAAAGAGUUAAUGCUGGACAUCCGCCCGAUCAGCGAUGUCCGGCAUGAGCGUGGGUCCUGGUUACUUAUAGCAACCGGAACCCACUGGGUAUGAUGCGCGCUGCGCUCACCUCGUGAGCGCGCAUUAUAUAUGGAGACGCGCAUAUGGACAGUCAUGA